This is a messenger RNA of Phacochoerus africanus (Common warthog), 5727 nucleotides long. It is a transcript of the gene SBNO1, whose product is annotated as strawberry notch homolog 1. Gene Ontology annotation, biological process: regulation of DNA-templated transcription. NCBI's taxonomy places the organism in Eukaryota, Metazoa, Chordata, Mammalia, Artiodactyla, Suidae. The transcript is spliced from 32 exons. Gene Ontology annotation, molecular function: histone binding; chromatin DNA binding. Gene Ontology annotation, cellular component: nucleus. The coding region runs from base 169 to 4350 and encodes 1393 amino acids. The record is from RefSeq and is a predicted model, not a curated record.
CGGGGCGGGGGGGGUUGGGGGAGGGGCGUCAAGAUGGCGGCGGGGAGGUAGGCAGAGCCGGACGCUGCUGCUGCCGCCGCCACCGCCGCCUCCGCUCCAGUCGCCUCUGGUCCUUCAAGCUGUCGCCGCCCGGGAGAAGGUGUUCCAGCGUCAGAUCCUGUAGGGAAAAUGGUGGAGCCAGGGCAAGAUUUACUGCUUGCUGCUUUGAGUGAGAGUGGAAUUAGUCCGAAUGACCUCUUUGAUAUUGAUGGUGGAGAUGCGGGGCUUGCAACUCUGACACCUACUCCUCCAGUACAACAGUCAGUGCCACUUAGUGCAUUAGAACUAAAUUUGGAGACUGAAGCAGCAGUUCCUGUUAAACAAGAACCAGAGACGGUAUCUACUCCAGCAUUAUUAAAUGUUAGGCAGCAGCCUCCAUCUACGACAACAUUUGUGCUGAAUCAAAUAAAUCAGCUUCCAACCUUGGGAUCUACAAUUGUAAUGACUAAAACACCACCUGUAACAACGAAUAGGCAAACCAUCACUUUAACAAAAUUUAUUCAAACUACUGCAAACACACGUCCCUCGGUCUCAGCACCAGCAGUGCGAAAUGCCAUGACCUCUGCACCUUCAAAAGACCAGGUUCAACUGAAGGACCUACUAAAAAAUAAUAGUCUGAAUGAACUAAUGAAACUGAAGCCACCAGCCAAUAUUGCUCAGCCAGUUGCAACAGCAGCCACUGACGUAAGCAAUGGCACAGUAAAAAAAGAGUCUUCUAAUAAAGAAGUAGCAAGAAUAUGGAUAAAUGAUAUGAAAAUGAGGAGUUUUUCCCCAACUAUGAAGGUCCCUGUUGUGAAAGAGGAAGAUGAACCAGAGGAAGAAGACGAAGAAGAAAUGGGUCAUGCGGAAACCUAUGCAGAGUAUAUGCCAAUAAAAUUAAAAAUUGGCCUACGUCACCCAGAUGCAGUAGUUGAAACUAGCUCUUUAUCCAGUGUUACUCCUCCUGAUGUUUGGUACAAAACAUCUAUUUCUGAAGAAACCAUUGAUAAUGGCUGGUUAUCAGCAUUACAGCUUGAAGCAAUUACAUAUGCAGCCCAGCAACAUGAAACAUUCCUACCUAAUGGGGAUCGUGCUGGCUUCUUAAUAGGUGAUGGUGCUGGUGUAGGAAAAGGAAGGACAAUAGCAGGAAUCAUCUAUGAAAAUUACUUAUUGAGUAGAAAAAGAGCUUUGUGGUUCAGUGUUUCAAAUGAUUUAAAGUAUGAUGCUGAAAGAGAUUUGAGGGAUAUUGGAGCAAAAAACAUUUUGGUCCAUUCAUUAAAUAAGUUUAAAUAUGGAAAAAUUUCUUCCAAACAUAAUGGGAGUGUGAAGAAGGGUGUUAUUUUUGCUACCUAUUCUUCCCUUAUUGGUGAAAGUCAGUCUGGUGGUAAAUAUAAAACGAGGUUGAAACAACUUCUGCAUUGGUGCGGUGAUGACUUCGAUGGAGUGAUAGUAUUUGAUGAAUGUCAUAAAGCAAAAAACUUAUGUCCUGUUGGUUCUUCAAAGCCCACCAAGACAGGCUUAGCAGUUUUAGAGCUUCAGAACAAAUUACCAAAAGCCAGAGUUGUUUAUGCUAGUGCCACUGGUGCUUCUGAACCACGAAACAUGGCCUAUAUGAACCGUCUUGGAAUAUGGGGUGAAGGAACUCCAUUUAGAGAAUUCAGUGAUUUUAUUCAGGCAGUAGAACGGAGAGGUGUUGGUGCCAUGGAAAUAGUUGCUAUGGAUAUGAAGCUUAGAGGAAUGUACAUUGCUCGACAGCUGAGCUUUACUGGAGUGACCUUCAAAAUUGAGGAAGUUCUUCUUUCUCAGAGCUAUGUUAAAAUGUAUAAUAAAGCAGUCAAACUGUGGGUCAUUGCCAGAGAGCGUUUUCAGCAAGCCGCGGAUCUGAUUGAUGCUGAGCAACGAAUGAAGAAAUCCAUGUGGGGUCAGUUCUGGUCUGCUCACCAGAGAUUUUUUAAAUACUUGUGCAUUGCAUCCAAAGUUAAAAGGGUUGUACAACUAGCUCGAGAAGAAAUCAAGAAUGGAAAAUGUGUUGUAAUUGGUCUGCAGUCUACAGGAGAAGCUCGAACAUUAGAAGCCUUGGAAGAGGGCGGGGGAGAAUUGAAUGAUUUUGUUUCAACUGCCAAAGGAGUGUUGCAGUCACUCAUUGAAAAACACUUCCCUGCUCCAGACAGGAAAAAACUUUAUAGUUUACUAGGAAUUGAUUUGACAGCUCCAAGUAACAACAGCUCACCAAGAGAUAGUCCUUGUAAAGAAAAUAAAAUAAAGAAACGGAAAGGUGAGGAAAUAACUCGAGAAGCCAAAAAAGCACGAAAAGUUGGUGGCCUUACUGGUAGCAGUUCUGAUGAUAGUGGAAGUGGAUCUGAUGCCUCUGAUAAUGAGGAAAGCGACUACGAGAGCUCUAAAAACAUGAGUUCUGGAGAUGAUGAUGAUUUCAACCCCUUUAGAGAUGAGUCUAGUGAGGAUGAUGAAGAUGAUCCCUGGUUAAUCAGAAAAGACCACAAGAAAAACAAAGAUAAAAAAAAAAGGAAAAGUAUAGAUCCAGAUUCUAUUCAAAGUGCCUUAUUAGCAUCAGGUCUUGGAUCAAAACGACCUAGUUUUUCAUCUACACCAGUUAUUUCACCUACUCCUAACAGUGCACCAGCUAACAGUAACAUCAACAGUAACAGUAGCCUUAUAACAAGUCAGGAUGCUGUGGAAAGAGCCCAGCAGAUGAAGAAAGACCUACUUGAUAAACUAGAAAAAUUAGCUGAAGACCUUCCUCCUAAUACCUUGGAUGAACUUAUUGAUGAACUUGGUGGUCCUGAGAAUGUUGCUGAGAUGACUGGCCGCAAGGGAAGGGUUGUAAGCAAUGAUGAUGGAAGUAUAUCUUACGAAUCAAGAUCUGAACUCGAUGUCCCUGUGGAAAUACUAAAUAUCACAGAAAAACAAAGAUUUAUGGAUGGAGAUAAGAAUAUUGCUAUCAUCUCAGAAGCUGCUAGCUCAGGUAUUUCAUUACAAGCAGAUAGGAGAGCUAAAAAUCAAAGACGAAGAGUUCACAUGACUCUGGAAUUACCAUGGAGUGCUGAUAGAGCAAUUCAGCAAUUUGGACGGACUCAUAGAUCAAACCAAGUUACUGCUCCUGAAUACGUUUUUCUGAUUUCUGAGUUGGCAGGAGAACAGAGAUUUGCAUCUAUUGUUGCUAAAAGACUUGAGAGUUUGGGUGCACUUACACAUGGAGACAGAAGAGCAACAGAAUCUAGAGAUCUGAGCAGAUUCAACUUUGAUAAUAAGUAUGGAAGAAAUGCUUUAGAAAUUGUCAUGAAAUCCAUUGUAAACCUGGAUUCUCCUAUGGUCUCACCACCUCCAGACUAUCCUGGAGAAUUCUUUAAAGAUGUUCGACAAGGACUAAUAGGCGUUGGCCUGAUAAAUGUAGAAGAUCGUUCCGGAAUUCUUACUCUAGAUAAAGAUUAUAACAACAUAGGAAAAUUCUUAAAUAGAAUUUUGGGCAUGGAAGUGCAUCAACAGAAUGCAUUAUUUCAGUAUUUUGCAGAUACACUUACUGCAGUUGUUCAAAAUGCCAAAAAAAAUGGAAGAUAUGAUAUGGGAAUCUUAGAUCUUGGUUCUGGAGAUGAAAAAGUGAGGAAAAGUGACGUUAAGAAGUUUUUGACUCCAGGAUAUUCAACCUCUGGCCACGUAGAAUUAUACACAAUAAGUGUAGAGAGGGGAAUGUCCUGGGAGGAAGCUACCAAGAUUUGGGCUGAGUUGACAGGACCAGAUGAUGGCUUUUAUUUGUCAUUGCAAAUAAGAAACAACAAGAAAACUGCCAUCUUAGUCAAAGAAGUGAAUCCUAAAAAGAAGCUUUUCUUAGUUUAUAGACCAAAUACUGGGAAACAGCUCAAAUUAGAAAUUUAUGCUGAUCUAAAGAAGAAAUAUAAGAAGGUAGUGUCAGAUGAUGCCCUGGUCCACUGGUUAGAUCAGUAUAAUUCAUCUGCAGAUACUUGUACUCAUGCUUAUUGGCGUGGUAAUUGCAAAAAAGCAAGCUUGGGAUUAGUUUGUGAAAUUGGUCUUCGGUGCCGCACAUACUAUGUAUUAUGUGGCUCAGUACUGAGUGUCUGGACGAAAGUCGAGGGUGUUCUAGCAUCUGUCAGUGGCACAAAUGUGAAAAUGCAGAUAGUUCGGCUAAGAACAGAGGAUGGACAACGGAUUGUAGGUUUGAUCAUUCCUGCAAAUUGUGUGUCUCCUCUUGUAAAUCUCCUGUCAACUUCAGACCAGUCUCAACAGCUUGCAGUCCAACAGAAACAGCUCUGGCAGCAGCGUCACCCCCAGAGUAUCGCCAAUUUGAGCAACGCAUAAGAACAGACAGGUUUUAACAUGGAUGUAUCUGAAAUGCUGUUGAAGCAUAUCAUUUGCAUAAAAAUCAGGGACAGUUUCCAAAGAAUUAUAAUUUUUUUUCAGUUGUGCUCUCUCUAGUUAAUUUUUUCGGGAAUAAGGACAAACCUGGAAUAGAUAGCAAAACUGAAAAUCAGCAGUGCCGAUGGUGGUACAUAUGUCUUUCCUUUUGCUUUUCCCAUGGUACUUCCCAUAUGCAUUUACUUUGGGUGAGCAGAGGGGUAUGUGUGCUUGUGUGUCCGUCUGUUUGUUUGUUUGUGAGUUUGUUAAAAGCUAUGAACCACAAUUGGUUUUAAAAUGCUUGGAACUUCCCAAACUGGCUUUACUUUAUUUUAUACAGUGCUCAGGGUUAACGCAGUACAUCCAUGCCAUUGCUAUGGGACUUAUCCCCGAAUGCAUGUGUUUUGAGUCUAUAAAUAGAGAAAAUAUAUAUUGGUUUCUUUUUCCAACUUAUUAAAACAGUAGGUUUAUUAAAGCAUGAAAUGAAAGGUUGCAUAUCAUGCAUUCAGGUUCUUUUCUAGUUUUUGUUCUGACAGUGCAUGUCUUUGAAAGCAUGCGUAAACAAGAUUAACACAGAUGUCAAGUAAGAGAGAAACAUUUGUAGAUGUACAGCAUUGGUUAUUGCAUUUUUAUAGUGUUUAUACCUGGGUAUUGCUUCAAACCCUGCAGAAUCCACUUCCCCCAUUCUCCCUUCCUGCCCCAGGUUUCUUGUCAAGGUAAUGAGUACAUACAUUUUUUUUGUGAUAAAACUCUUAAAAGUUAAUUUUAAUGUAUUAAUAGUAUUCCUAAUGUGUGCUGCAAAAUGGCUACAAGCCCGCUUUUCUUAAAAUUACAUUUUUCUUAAGGAUAGUUGUAGAAAGAAGUACAAAUUGGCUUCCAUCUUGCAAACCAUCUUUUUUUUUUUUUACUUCUUUAUCUUCAUUUGCUCUGUCACUCGUAAAAAUGGAAACCGUACUUGAGUUGUAAACUAGACAAUGAGGAAACACUUGAGGCUUCUGCUGUAUGUUUAUUUCUUGUUAUUGUUGUUACCCAGUAACUUGAAUAUUGUUUAAUGUGUUGUUAAGACAUUGUAGAGUUUAUCUCAAGCUGUUAAAAAUGGUAAUGUACAAAUGUGAAUAGACACUUAUCUAUAAUAUGGGUAAGUUUUGUUUCGCCUAUAAUAGAUGUUUAUAAAAACAAGUGAGGGGACAAUUGGUCUUUUUGUUUCCUUUUUAUUUCUUCCCCCUUUUUUUGCUUGCACAGGUUGCACUAUUGAAAAAUUGAGAUUGUAUAAAACCUGGUCAAAAACUGCAAGAUACCACAGUCUUGUAGAUGUCAAAUAAAAAUUUAUUAUACUAACCA